AUGGCCAGCACAGAGAUGGAAGUCGAUACAGUUGCCUCAGCUCCUCUACAGGAUGAGUCACUCAUGCAAACACACGGAAAGGCGACUGCGGUGCGAUCAAUCGAGGGCUGGAUUAUCAUCGUGACCAACGUCCACGAGGAAGCAGACGAGGAAACAAUUCAGGACACAUUUGGCGAAUUCGGCGAGGUGAAGAACCUGCACUUGAACUUGGAUCGUCGAAGUGAACCCGUCAGCCCGACGGCACAGCAUGCUAACCAGUGGCAGGGCUACGCUCUGAUCGAGUUUGCGACUCUGGAGGAGGCGAGAGCUGCCAUCGACGGCGCAAACGGUACCAAGAUGCUCGACCAGACGAUACAGGUAGACUUUGCUUUUGUGCGACCACCACCUGGCAAGGGAGGUCGCGGAGGAAGAGGUGCUGGCCGCCGAUCAGGCCGCAGUCGCAGCCGCAGCCGAAGCAGGAGCCCCGAGCGCAAGGACGCAGAUGGCGACGUGGAUGUCGUGGAAUGA
Molecule: messenger RNA, 507 nt
Organism: Beauveria bassiana ARSEF 2860
Lineage: Eukaryota; Fungi; Ascomycota; Sordariomycetes; Hypocreales; Cordycipitaceae
Product: RNA recognition domain-containing protein
Exons: 2
Coding region: 1-507 (168 amino acids)
Biological process (GO): RNA splicing
Cellular component (GO): exon-exon junction complex; nucleus; cytoplasm
Molecular function (GO): mRNA binding
Source: RefSeq, a predicted model, not a curated record